Molecule: messenger RNA, 6239 nt
Organism: Asterias rubens (European starfish)
Lineage: Eukaryota; Metazoa; Echinodermata; Asteroidea; Forcipulatida; Asteriidae
Product: tudor domain-containing protein 5-like
Exons: 23
Coding region: 163-4191 (1342 amino acids)
Source: RefSeq, a predicted model, not a curated record
UCAGAUCAGUGUUGUUUAUUGUGGCGCUUCCUUCCUGUGUGAGAAACACCAUGGUCGUCAGCUCAAAAGAUAGCAGGAUUUUUUGACCAUUUUCCCUUGAAAAAUGCCACAUUGUCAGCGUGUAAUUUUGUCCUCAAGCUGUUGGUGAAAUAGUGCUGGACAAUGUCAGACCAGGCUAAGCUAAAGGAGAGCCUUAAAAAGUCCAUUAAAGCACUUGUCAUCUCAGCACCGCUCGGACUGACUGUAAAAGAAGUUGAACUAGACUAUGCAACUUACGAGGGUCGACCUCUACCAUACAGGCAACUGGGCUACACAACAUGCCAAGAUUUCUUACAAGACAUUCCAGAUGCUGUGCGUUCUGUAUGGGAGAGGGGUCAUCUGGUGGUUCGAGCUGUCGCAGACAGCUCAACAAGACAUAUUCAAAGUCUUGUUUCUAGACAGAAAGUCGACGUUCAAAAAUGUCUGAAGAAAAGACGAGCAAGUACGCGAAAACCAGUUCAAAGACAAGUUGUAGUGUCUGUUGCCAAAUCGUUGAACGUACCUGUUGGGUCAUCUUCGUCAAGCCAUCAGAGAGCCUGGCGUCCAGGAGGAGGCGGUUCAUCAUAUCGAACAUCGCCCUCGCCUGGCAUUGCUUACAACUCACGCCCCAAACCACGAGGCCCACCUGCAGUACAACCCAGCGUUCCAGCCUAUGUCCAGAGUCAGCUUAAAACAUUCCUAAUUGCCCAUCCAAAUGGCAUUCAAAGUUCGCAUUUUGACAGACUUUUUAGCGAGCAAUUUGGUCAUACGAUCUGCUGCACCAAACUUGGUUUCCAAUCACUUCUACAUAUGUGUCAAGUUUUGUCUGACUUUAUUGGUAUACAGAAACUGACUGGUGGAGAGUUCAGGAUUUAUGAGAAAUCCAAUUGCCCAGGAAGAGUUGUCAGUACUCCAACUGUUGUGAACACUCCCAGAGUUAGUCAGAUAGAAAGACGUCCAAGUACAGCUGUAGAGUCACCUAAACCACCGGUUACAGACAGACAAGAAGAGUCGUACUCCAAACGAGAUUCUGUGAGACCUAAGAAUGGCCCGAACCAUCAAAUUGACACACAAUGGAGGAACACCAGCCAGGUCAACUCUGCAAGACCAUCUGGCCAGAACAGCCGACAAGAAAACCAAGAGACGGUCAACACAAGAGAAAGAUCUCCAAGCUACUCCAAAGAACGUUUGGGAAGUGCCUCCUCAAUUGAUAACACUCUUCAAUCGGAUCUGUUUGAAACAAAGUUUCUGGAGGAAAUACAGCAAGUUUUGGCAGAGCACCCUGAUGGUGUUUGGGCAGCUUAUCUACUAGACAUGUAUAAGGAGAAAUUUAAGAAGACAUUACCAAUGAUGUCACUGGGUUAUUACAGUGUGACUGAGCUAAUGGCCGCCAUGCCUGAGGUAGUAGCAAUCGAACGAGAGCAGAAACAGGGAGACUGGAAGCUAUAUGAUGUGCGGACAUACAAACCAAAGACUAACUUACAGAACAACACAACGAGUUCAGAGGCAAAUGCCACAGCUCAGAGUAGGAAGACUGAAGUGGCAGCUGAUCCUUCCAAAGGAUUCUUGGAGCUCAAGACAAAGAUCAGUCAGAUCCUGGAACAGAACUCGGAAGGAGUCUAUCUCAAAAGUCUUCCUCUCCUUUACAAAAAGACUUUUAAUGAGACGUUUCCUUUGGAGGAACUUGGUUUGAGAGACAUCGAAUCCCUUGUCAUGAUGAUGCCUGAUAUUGUUAAUUUAGUCUACAAGGGAUAUGGACGUCUUCUCCUUGUUCUAGUAGACGAAUCGAGAAUGGUUCCGCGGAACAAGUCCAUUCCUAAGGACGCAGUAGGCUGGGGUUUCGGCUACUCCUACCAGGACUUCCCACCACUUCAGGAUUACAUCGAGGUGUACGUGGCGACGGUAUUCACUCCUCAUCGACUCUGCAUCCAACUUAAAAACAAACAGAGCAAUGAAGACCUGGAUAACCUGAUGGAUAAUCUAGAAUCUGUCUACGCCUAUCCUGAAGGGAAUAAGUAUGAGUUGCCGGAGUCAAUGGUAGCUGUAGGUCAAGUUUGCUGCGCUCUGUAUCUCAGUGAUAAUAACUGGCAUAGAGCCAUUAUUACCGGUAUACCUAUUGUGGACUUUAUAGAGGUGCUGUAUGUGGAUUACGGCACUGUAGCUACUGUCACAAGAUCUGCUCUAAGAUUGCUCAAGUCUAGCUUCUUAAGAUUACCCGUCCAAGCCUUCAAUGGACGCCUUGCCUACAUUGAACCAGCUGAGGAGAAAUGGACGCAGCAUGCCAGAGACAGACUCUUAGCCUUGACGGCUGGAAAACCUCUCAUCGCCCUCAUCACAGAAAUUCAGAGAGCAGAGUUGUAUCUGUUACUGAGUGACACAACAACGGAUGAAGACAUCCACAUCAACGAUGCCUUGGUGGAGGAUGGGCUAGCUCUAUUUGAGGCAAGAUCAAUUGAAGAACAUCAUGCUCCUUCCAAGCAUCAAGAUUGCGAGUUUUCCGAUGAUGAAUUAACACAAGCCGAGUUUGAAUUCAUGACCUUACAAGACGUCACUGAAAGUGAAGAUGCAUCUGGGAAUCCUGAGUACGAUGUUGAGAAUUAUGAGGCGGUGGUGAGUUCACCAGAGCCGCAUGAGACUCUGGCUGAUUCAAAAGAUGAAGAUGCAGCACCCAGCAGUCUUCAGAACCCACCACCAGGUCUUCCACUUCCAGGUCUUCUAUCUCCCUCCAGAGAAAAUCGAAUAAAUAAGGGCCCCACACCCAACGAUAACGACAGAGGUUCGAAUCCCUCCUUGGACAGUGAAGAUUCUAGGGCUAGUGAUAUGCCUUAUUUGGAAGAAUCACCAGGCGAUGGUCGAUGGAUUGUUAAACGCGUUGAUCUUGAUGAGGGUUACCAGGUCCAUCUUAUUAAUCAUGAGAAUGAGGUUUGUUUAACCAUUGCCGAGGUUACCUCGUUCCUAUGUGACGAUGAUUCGGAUCCGGAAGAAGCCCUCUGUUGUCUGGUCAGUGAACUCAUGGUUGAUAUUCCGUUAUUGAUGGCCGAUGAGAAGGAACACCCAAGACUCUUCAGAGAACUAAGAAGGAUGGAGGUACUGGAUAGCACAGAUCUGAGUUUGGACUUAGUCACCAUGAUGCCUUUUACCAGUGCUCUGUUGUUGUUGGGCUGCUCUGGUACUGUUAGCAUGGAGAUAGUGCAGCAGCUACAAGAGAAGACUGAAGACCUGGGCGUUCUUGGGGAUAUGUUUGGGAGUGAUGUCAGUGAUAAUGCUAUGGAUGACCUUGGUCUGGCUCUGGAGUUGGAUGAGCUGAAAAUGACUCUGGAAACACUUCAGUACAAAAGGAAGCGUCUUGUGAGCGCUAUGAUGCAGAACACAGAUAUGAACUUUGUUGAUGAGCUGUCUCAUAUAGAAGAGAAGAUUCAAGAGAUCACGAAGAUGGCCGAGACGACUGAAGCUAUCAUUCAACAGAGGGCGCUAGACGGAGAUAAAAUGGCUUUGAAGUCUAAUCCGAGUACGUCUACUGAGGACGUAAAAGUUACUUCACCAUCAAACGCCAAUGAAUCAAACACUGGUUCACUAAGCCAAGGACAAAUACCAGACAGUCCAGAGCGGUCAUCGACAAGCAGUAAUCCAAAGUCUGCAAGUAAGCUUGUCAUGGCUGUAGAACCUUCGCUAAGAGAUUUAGAUCUAAACAAAACAGCAGCACAGGGGAAAGUGCCUAUGCCACCCCUUCAAGAGCCAGAAGUAUACGAAGCAGCUCCGCCACGCCCACCUGAGCCUACAGCAGUCAGUGCCCCACAGUACCACGCCCCACCUACGCAGCUCACACAGCCAGACAUCCGGUUUCCAUAUAUGCCAUACGCCCAGUUCCCAAAUUCAGAGUUUGUAUCCCGCUCUAAUCAGUAUUUUCCACGACUCUCGUUCCCACCACCACCCAGUGGUUAUCAUCACCAAGGUUCGGGUGACUUUAUCCCUCAGUUGUACCCAAACCAGCCGUCGUGGAUGGAACCUGUACCCCAAGGGACAUUCCUGCAUCUACCCCCACCAAACCUUGGUCCCAUGUCACAUGUCCCACCACCACCGAGACCUUUCAUGGGUACUUUGCCACCUAGGUACUGUCCCAACUCAGGAGGGCGCUGGAUGCCCGGCCCAGGCCAGGGUCAAGGGAUGUGGUGACCGGGAAGUUGCAUGAGUUGCUGACAAGAAAUGUGUAACUCAUUCCAUGGUAAUGCACAAACGUGAAAAAAAAUGAAGCCAUUCUAAUGGUGCUACAACUGAAGUUUAUUUUUUAAACUUGUUAAUCUUUUUUAAAGAGUCUUGAUGUUAAAAGAACUAUUAUGUUGUUGAAAUGCUGCAGGUAUUAAGCAUGCAAUUUUUUUAUGAUUUGUGUUUUUACAUAAGUGCCUUGCAAAGAAUAGCCUCCCUGAGGAGAAAGGAAACAUGCAUAACAGCCAUUUUGUAAUAUUUGAGUUUAGCAUGAAAGGAUAAUGUUCCUUAAAAGUAAUCCAUACUUGUUCAUAAAAGUUGGACUUGCAUUUUUAGGUGUUGGAGAUGAAAUCGUUGCGUCGGUGCAAUUUUGUGCCUCGAUAUUUUAUAUUAACGUGUAUCUUACACACACAAAAACAUGGUGAAUUUUUUGUUAUCUUGCCCCAUAACUAUUGGUUUUGUGUGUAAUCCAGGUUUAGUUAUUAUACAUGGUUUGUAAAGCUGGCAAAAUAGUGGCAGUGUUAAAUAUGUGUGAAAUCAACCAUUAUAUAUAAAUACAUGACGUAACAAAAUCUGUGAAAAUUUGGGCUGAGUCUGUUGUGAGUCUCGUCGGGAGAAAAAUAGUGAAAACCAUGCACAAUUUUUCGCAUUUAAACAAACUCAUAACAAUAGAAAUCAGCUAAUCGGAUACAGUUUUCUUAAAAUGACUUCAUUUCAGAGAGAAAUAUUUCUCCGAAGUUUUUUUCUUCUAGUAAUUGUUUGAGCUACAGUAAGCUUCAGACUUAAAUUUAACAAUGAUUUUUUCCCGUGCCAUUCCUGCAUAAAACCUUGAAGUUUGAUAUUUAGAUAUAUGAUAUUUAGAUAUUGCGUGUAACAUAAAUACGAGAUGCACCUCGAUUGCACCUACGGAACGAUAUUAGGCUAGAAAUGUACAUUUGAUCAAACAGUAUUUUUAGUGGUGGAUAGAAAAAGAUUAUUUUAUUUUACAAAGAUGGUGGUUUGAUAAAAGUGACUGCAGAUCAACUGAAACUUUACUUUUUUUAUUUAUGUAUUAAACUCUAUUAUCAACAUUUGACAUGAUAACUUGAAUUAUAUUUAAGUUGUGUACUUGUGUUUAUUUCUGCACACAAUAGUUGUCCUUCUCAGUCUACAAGUCGCCAACAUUCCAAACCAAUCUGGCGCAACUAUUUUGACGAGUUAUACAUAAAGCUAUGUGGAAUUUGUUUCCCCUUGUUAGUAACCAAUGUUGUAACUUGAUGCAAAGAAAACUCUCUUGAAACACUCGAGUCUGUACAGAAAUGUGUUUAUUUACUUACAUGUGUACACCAGAAAAACACUGUUUUCCCCAAUUAUUAGUGGAAGGAAAGUAUUUACAUGAAUCUGGAAAAAUAAAAAAAUCCUGUAAACCAUGAUUUUAUUAGAUUUCCUACAAUAUAAAGAAUCAAACUAAAAAUAUUUAUGAUAUUUUUUCCUUCAUUUAAUCAAAGAAUCAUUUAUUUAUUUAUUUUCCCCAUUUUUACGUCGCUGCCACUUUGCCUAUUCAAUUUGCACCCAACAAACAAUGAUUAACCACUACCUGUCAUGUCAAAAUGGCGGGCAUGGUUCUAUAGAGCUGCUUCCUGAAAAUUAACUUCUCUGUCGUUACUUUUCAGUUAACAAGCCUUCACUAAGAAAUGACAUUGUUACUUUCCAGUUAACAAUCCUUCACUUAGAAAUCAGUUUUUUUUUUACCUUUGACCUCAUAUGUUAGUCAUAAGGGCAACACUAAAUGUUAUGCUUUUCACUUCAAGUGUGUAUUCAACAAAGUCCAAAGUUAAGUACGUUACAAAAGCUUUUUAAAUAAGAAAAUAAAGGAACAAAUCAAUUCUUAACAACAAGCUGGUCAGGUAAGCUCACUUCCUUGGGUAUUCUCCGCUCUAAUUUACAAGUUGAAUCUUUAUUUGGUAAAUUUAAUUAAUUACCGACAUUUGAAUGUCACUUCUAAUGCAAUACUAUCGUAUGCAAAAUUCUGCCAGUCA